Messenger RNA from Acanthosepion pharaonis, 612 nucleotides. NCBI's taxonomy places the organism in Eukaryota, Metazoa, Mollusca, Cephalopoda, Sepiida, Sepiidae. The record is from the annotation of a GenBank genome assembly.
AUGAUUACAACAAAUUGUAAUCUUUCUUUCUUUCUUUCUUUCUUUCUUUCUUUCUUUCUUUCUCUUUUUUCUUUCUUUCUUUCUCUUUUUUUCUUUCUUUCUUUCUUUCUUUCUGUUUCAUUUCCUGGAAGUGACAGUUUGAUAAGAGUCUCCUUAACUCAAUCUAUGAACGGAUCUAAAGAGGAAGACCAGUCCUACAUGGGCAGCAACCAAGUUCAAGAGGAAGAGGAAAGCAUCCCAGAAUUCAAGGUAUCUGAAACGGAUAUUGCAAGGACAAAGAAUAAUAUACAACAGAAGCAGACACAGUUGGUUUUGUACACCGUGGUCACCAUAGCGAUCAUUGUGGCGGUCAUUAUUACUUUGAUUGGCCUUUGGAAUGAUCCUGUGUGCUGUUUUUUUUACACCCUCUGUCCCUGCUGCCUCCUUAGCUAUCCGUGCCUACUGUACCUUUCGAAAAAGUAUAGCGAACCAAAGAAGAUUUUACAGAACAACUUACAAAAGUACGUCCCUGGAAUAUUUUAUACUGAUGAUGGACUUUUGAAGAGAUACAAACCGACAAGAAAAGAACUGCAUUACUUGGUCAAUAUUAUGUACAAAUUAGAAAGUCCAUAA